AUGAUGUCAACCGAAGAAGAAAUGGAAUAUCAGUCUUUUCCAUCUCCAUCAGCCGAUGCUCCAAUUUCUUCUGCUCGUCGUUGUUCAGUAGCUCGAAGACGUGGUCGUAGUUUGAAUUCUUCUGAUGUUCAAAGUCUUAACCAUACUUCUAAUCGUGCCACUUCCACACCGAAACCAACUCGUCGUAGUUCAAAUCAAUCGUCAACCAUCAAUCAAUCAUCAAUUCCCACCAACAAAAAAAAUGAAAAUGUUCCUAUUUCUCUUCUUUCAUCUAUGCCUCCAUCAAAUCCAUCUCAUCGUUCUCAAUUGCCAGUUCGACCGUUACCUUUCGACUGUCCAUCGGAUGACGAACAACAUCAAAAACACAACAUACGUAUUACAACUCGAUCGGGUAAAAUAAAAAAGGAUGCAGUUUUAUCGUACUUCACUCUACGAUCAGAUGGUCGAUACGAUUGCAAUACUUGUCAUCAGCCAUACAUGGCAUAUAAUGGAUCAGCAACUAAUCUACGUCGACAUCUCUUCAUAAAACAUGAUAUUGCUGCUGCUAUUUAUGAUUCACAAUUAUCUCAAAUGAAACAAAAACCUGCUGUAUCAAACGAUAUGUCAACACCUCUUCCAAAGAUUCGUCAAAAACAAUUAGAUAAAGCUAUUGUUGAUUGUAUCAUUGACGAUUCACUGCCAUUUACCACGUUCACGAAAUCAGGCAUGAUCAAUUUAUUAAAAACUUUUGAUCCUCGAUAUGAACCACCUAGUCGAUUUACCAUUGUCUCUCGAGUAGAUGACAUCUACCACAAAUAUGUCGAUGAAGUGAAGGUGAGUUGAUGACUACCGUUGGAAGAAUAUUAUGCAUUAACGAUUAAUAUAUAAGCUUAUCUUUUUCUUUAUACUCACUUAAAUAAUGAAGGAUUUCCAACCGUCAAAACUUUCAUGCGAUUUGAUAGGGAUUUAUUUAUUGUUUUUCAACAUUGCUAAAUAGGUAUCUAAUUGCCAGUACUAUUUAAUUGAGAUACAUAGCUACUUAAUAUCUUAGCAUAGCUAUUUCACUUAUACACCUUUAUAAAACUAAGCAGCUAUUUAAUCGCCAGUACUUCUUAAUAGAUGCUCACAGCUAUUUAAUAUUUUUCUAUGCCUAUUUAAUUUGUAUUGUUCUAUGAAACUGAAUAGCUAUUUAAUCGUCAGGAUUAUGUAAUCAAGAUAGAUGACCACUCAAUAUCUUAUCAUAGAUAUUUAAUCUCUUGUUCCAUUUAAAGUUUCUAGCAGUAGUAAAAUAAAUUUGAUAGCAAGUCAACAUAUUUUUUGUUACUGAUUUGUUGUGUCUAGUUUAUUUGAAGCACGAGGCAAGAAAAAAGUAAUUCAAUGAUUUUUAUAGCAAGUCCAUAUAUUUUUUGUUACUGCUUUGUUGUAUCUUAUUUAAUUGGAGUAUGGGGCACAAAAAAGCAACUCAAUGAAUAAAAAUUCAGCUUAUAAUGCUGCGUAAUUCAGAUAAUUCACAUUUCUUUGCUAUCUGUCAUGCAAUGUAAUAAAAAUGUGCUGCUUUUAAAAUCUGAUUUAGAGCUUUAUAAUAGUAAUACUUCAUGAACAAAGAGUUGAAAAAUCAUACGUAGGAGGCUGAAUAAAAAUAUGACAACAUAAAACGAUCGUUUUGUUUAGCUAAUUUGAUUGUGUUUGUAGCAUGAAAAUGAGCAAAGUGAAAAUUUGUUGUUAAAGUGAGGUUUAAUUAAAAGAGAAUUCGAUGAAGUAGGUGAUUAUACAUAGAAACAUUUAUGAUUUGCCAUUUUUCACUUUAACAAUUGAGUUUUGGAUAGAUAUAUUGUUUUUACGGCAGUUUAAUCUUCAAUAACAUUUAAUAAGUUUGACUUAGUUGGCCAUUUUCUAGAAAGUAUAUCAUUGCACUCAUGAUCGUACAAAAACAAUGAAUCAAUGGUAGAUAUUUAAGAAUAAACUGAUAAAACUUCUCAGAAAAAAAUUACUCUAUAAAAUAACAGAAAAAAGCUAAGAAACAUUUGAUGUCGAUAGAGACAAUGUUGAUGAUAACAAAGUUUUUUAAAGAUCUACCUCAAAAAGGAAAAUUAGAAAAUAACGUAUUCCAAAUGAUGAAGAGGGCAAAAAUUUUAAAAGAUGAACAUAUUUCAUCAGACCAAGAAAUUAACUUUCUAAAUAAUUAAUUUAUAUAUAUAAUGUUCAGUGUCUGUCUGUCUGUGCCGGGUCAAAGGUUAAAGGUCAAAGGUCAAAUAAGACUCUAAGGGAGAGAUCUCCAGGGGCUAUUUUAUGAGGGUAUCCAUAGGUCCUCAAGGGCUAUCCUACGAGGGUGCCCAUAGGUCCUCCAGGGCUAUCCUAACAGGGGACCCAUAGGUCCUCCAGGGCUAUUCUAUGAGGGUAUCCAUAGGUCCUCAAG
Messenger RNA from Rotaria sp. Silwood1, 2395 nucleotides. Lineage: Eukaryota; Metazoa; Rotifera; Eurotatoria; Philodinida; Philodinidae. The record is from the annotation of a GenBank genome assembly.